Molecule: messenger RNA, 924 nt
Organism: Pelobates fuscus (common spadefoot toad)
Lineage: Eukaryota; Metazoa; Chordata; Amphibia; Anura; Pelobatidae
Gene: PSMA7
Product: proteasome 20S subunit alpha 7
Exons: 7
Coding region: 98-841 (247 amino acids)
Biological process (GO): ubiquitin-dependent protein catabolic process; proteasomal protein catabolic process
Cellular component (GO): proteasome core complex; nucleus; proteasome core complex, alpha-subunit complex
Source: RefSeq, a predicted model, not a curated record
AGCGAGGUGGGCUGUCCGUUGGCCGGGAAGCGGAAGUUGCUCUGUGAAUGGGGAUGAGUGCGCUGUUUCUGGCUGCUUUCGCUUUGUGAGGAUCAGGAUGAGCUAUGACCGAGCGAUCACCGUGUUCUCCCCGGACGGACACCUCUUCCAGGUGGAAUACGCCCAGGAGGCCGUCAAGAAGGGCUCCACCGCGGUUGGUGUCAGAGGGAAAGAGAUUGUGGUCCUUGGCGUUGAGAAGAAAUCUGUAGCCAAGCUUCAAGAUGAGAGGACAGUGCGGAAAAUCUGUGCCUUGGAUGAAAACGUGUUUAUGGCUUUUGCCGGUCUCACAGCUGAUGCUCGUAUUGUUAUAAAUCGUGCCCGUGUUGAAUGUCAAAGUCACAGACUCACAGUGGAGGAUCCAGUGACUGUGGAAUAUAUCACACGGUAUAUAGCCAGUUUGAAACAGCGUUACACUCAGAGCAAUGGCCGUCGUCCUUUUGGAAUAUCCGCUCUGAUUGUGGGUUUUGACUUUGAUGGGACUCCUCGUCUCUACCAGACUGAUCCCUCUGGAACCUACCAUGCUUGGAAGGCCAACGCAAUUGGCAGAGGUGCUAAAUCUGUGCGUGAGUUCCUAGAGAAGCACUACACCGAGGAAGCCAUUGAAACAGAUGAUCUGACUAUUAAACUCGUCAUCAAGGCUCUGCUAGAAGUCGUUCAAUCCGGGGGUAAAAAUGUGGAGUUAGCAGUAAUGAGAAGAGAUCAGCCACUAAAGAUCCUCAGUCCAGACGAAAUCGAGAGAUAUGUGGCUGAAAUUGAGAAGGAAAAAGAAGAGAAUGAAAAGAAGAAACAGAAAAAGACAUAAUACUCCUGUUGGAAUCACACUUACUGUGCAUAUUGUUUAGUCUGUGGGAAAGAACUAUUAAAUAAAGUCUUCUUUUUUUUUUU